Messenger RNA from Rotaria sordida, 1362 nucleotides. Lineage: Eukaryota; Metazoa; Rotifera; Eurotatoria; Philodinida; Philodinidae. The record is from the annotation of a GenBank genome assembly.
AUGGGAAAUAAACUUGAUAGUAAAACUCAGCUACAACGGCGAAAAAUUGAGCAUUCACAAGAGGGUGUAGCUAGUGAAUUUUAUUGGGCAUGUCGUACUGGUGAUAUUGAGCUAGUUAAAGCGAUGAUACCAUACAUACCAUAUGAUCAACUAAACCAAUUAGAACCUAAUGGUAGUACACCCCUCCAUGCAGCUUCGUUUUUCUGUCAUGCUGAUGUUGUUCGCCUGCUUUUACACGACUAUGGUGUUCAAAGAUACUAUCUGAACCGGCAUGGUCUAUCUGCUUAUGAAGAAGCACAAACAGAGGAAAUAAAACAAAUAUUUCGACGACCAUCAAAUCGGUUUUUCGAUGUAGAAGAGACUAUUGAAGACAUAUUCGAUAUUCUCUCUGUAAAAUCAAAUGAAAUAGACAACAAUAAUAGCGAUUCAGCUAGUGAAGAUGAUAAUGAAGAAAACACAAAUGAAACUCCGAGUACAUGGAUUCAAGGUUUUCGAACAAAAGAAGAAAUAAAACAAGAAAAAUACUACUAUUGCAAAGGUAAGGCUUUAAUCCAAUCAAGAAUUGGUCGAUUUAUUAUGCGAAAUGGGCCCAAGUUUUGCAGUCACUGUCGAAAAAAUAAAGAAGUCAUGAGUGAAUUUAUUUCUUAUUUCAAUGAUCGAGAAUUUCGGGUAAAUAAAUUGCAAGCCAUUGUUGAUGAAUAUGUAACACCAGAUCAUCCUGAGUAUAAUAAAUGUAAAGAAUUAUUGGAUGAUUACUCAGAACAAGAAAGUGUUUGUUCUCUACUAAAACUUUAUACAUUAGAAACUGAAUUUUAUAAAAAAAUUAAAAAAAGUUGUCAAGCUAUUGCUUGGUCAUUAUAUAUAAUAUUACCUGAUUUAAAAGAACGAUAUUAUCAAGGCUUAUCUUACCGUGGUUUACAAAUGACAGAAAAAGAUCUUCAAGAGUACCGAUGGGCAUUGAAAAAUCCAGACAGCCUUAUUAAAACAAAAACAUUUUCAUCUACAUCAAUAGAGCGUGCCGAAGCUGAAAAAUUUGCUUGCACAUCAGAUCCGAAUCAAUUAAGUGUUUUAAUGAUAUUUCAUUUUCCUCAAGUCUCAGAUAUGGCAAUCAAUUUAGGACAAAUAGAGGAUAACAAGUUACGUGCUGUAUCUGAAUAUGAAAAUGAAAAAGAAGUUUUGAUUCUUCCACAGACAUUUUUCCGUGUUCAAAAUGUUGAAUUCGAUACGGAAAAACAUCAAUAUGCAAUUUAUUUAGAAAAUCUUGCAUUACAUAAAAGCUCACUGAUCAGUGCAUUGAAGUUUAUGAUUUAUCGAGAUGAAGAAACAAAAUUAACGGCUUACUAUACUGAAAACAGAUUUUGA